UAUCAUUCAACCACUCGUCUACCACUAAGUUACGAGAUAGUUACAACAGCAACCCCAUUUUGGCAAGCAUGUUGUUUAUUGUGUUUCUGGUGGCUUUCGCCUGUGGAGUCUGCUGCAAUGAAAAUCUGCCAACUCAGCUUCUAUUGCAGCUGAAGGACAAACGCGGCAUCAACGACAACUUGAUAACUUUCCCGUCGGGAUCUUCUUCCUCCUAUUCGUCUCCCGUUUCGGGCUUGAGUUCCGGUUACGAGCUAGGUGGAUCGUCCGGUGGCUUCUCCCUAGGACACGGCGGUUUGCUCAAUUCGGGCGGCUCCGUCGGCCAUGGAAUCGGAUAUGCCUUAGCGCCGUCCAGCGGUCUCAGUCUUGGAUCCGGGUACCAGUCACCUGGAUUGAGCCACAGUCACUUGAGUCACCAAAGUGUCUCUUUGGGUGGACACUCGGCUCAAGGUACCUACUCCGUGCCCAGCAUAGCUCAUCUGGGAAGCGGCGGAAGUAGCAACGCACUAUUUGCUCCAGCGAAAACAGGUCCCGUUACUUUCGGAGCCCAUGGUGGCAGUGCCGCAAGUACUUCCAGUUCCAACUCGCACAACGCGCCGGUCUACGCUACCAAUGGCCACGGACUCUCGGCUUACAGCAACGGAGGAUCUAACGUUGGUUUUCAGCUCGUACUGGGAUCGUCAAACCAACAACAUGGUCUAUCAUUGGGCUCAUCGGGCGCCUCGUCAGGCUACAGUCUUCCUACUCAUUCCGCAUCUUCAAGUUCUUCGCACCCCGUGACAGGUGGCCUGAUCAUCGCUAGCGGUUCGCACGGCAGCCCCUCCAGCUACAGCCUCCCGUCUACAUCUUCUCACGGCAUCUCUACCCUUGGUAGCUCUUCGGGUACUCAAGGAGCCACUUAUUCUCUUCCGAUUAGCUCAGGAUCUCACGGAAUCUCUUCAUUGUCCUCUGGUGCUGCGUCGUCCAGUUAUCCCGUUACUUCAGGAUCUUCCAGCACUCAUUCCGGAUUUUCGUCCGGUGGUUCCAACUAUCAGCUACCAAUCACUUCAGGAUCUCACUCGAACUCGGGAUCGUCCAACACCAUCACGUACACGAAUUAUCUGCCGUCUCAUUCGUCCGGUAGCAGUACCAGCUAUUCUAGCCCCAGUGCCUCUUAUGCGAGUCCGAGUAUCAGUCAUGUGGGUUCUUCCAGUUCCGGCUACUCCGGCGCUGGUCCCAGCUAUACCCUCAGCGCAAAUUACGCAGCAGCUUCCAGUUCCAGCCCCGUCGUAACUUACACCGGAAGCCACGGCUAUACGCCCACAAUAUAUAGCUCGUCCAGUUCCCACGGGACAUCCGCGGAUUCGCAAGGCACUCAUACUGGCGUAAGUCCGAGAUAUAUCGGAUACGUUUCCGAGAAAACUGUAAAUGCGGACUUAGGUGGCGCAAAGUAUGACACGAUUUCGUACUCAGUUCCAAACGGAAAAUAUUAAUUUAUGUUUUGUAAAUCUUUCUGCGUCCCGACACAUUGUCAGGAUUCGAUAACAGCUUAGGAUUAUGAUUUCAAGAUCCAUGUUUGGAUCUCGACGAAUGAGUAAUUAAACGCCGAAUCCAUCUAAUUAUCUAAUCUUAUGCUGACUCGGUCUUGCCAUGAAAAAUAGCAAUAGUAUUUCUCAAGUAGAAAACCAUGUAUGUUGUUGAGAUACAAUAGAAUAAAUAUUUAUAUUUAAAUUUUCUACUGUAUGAUCUAUAUCUAGGGACAGAAAUCUCUGUACUGUAAUUGUACUCAAAUACCUAAUUGUUAUCUAUAUUUA
Trachymyrmex cornetzi is the source of this 1790-nucleotide messenger RNA. Its product is annotated as putative protein TPRXL. NCBI's taxonomy places the organism in Eukaryota, Metazoa, Arthropoda, Insecta, Hymenoptera, Formicidae. The coding region runs from base 69 to 1469 and encodes 466 amino acids. The record is from RefSeq and is a predicted model, not a curated record. The transcript has 2 exons.